UUGAAAUGGUCUCGAACCGCCACUGGUGAGUGCAUGGUGACGCUGGGUUUGGGGAACGGUACCGGAGGUAAAGAGCUGCUGCUUUAACUCCGAUAGGGUGACGUCGGACUAUUGACGGAAGCGGUGGAGACAUAGGCUACUGCAGAAAAUGUCCACGACGGGGAUUAACCGUGAAAAUAUCAUCUGUAAAUUUUUAUCAUGAAAGAGCAUUCGAAGGCCCAAGAGAUGCAGACAGCGGAUCGCAAGGUGUGCUGGACUGCUUGGUGCCAAGUUAUCCUUUUCGGGUGGACUGUAGUGAUUAUCCUAGCUGAGAGAACCGCACUGGUCUACUGUGUGGUGUACUACCUAUGGCACACCCACUUUAGGAGGGCUCUGCUGACCUUUGGCCUGGCUGUACCUGGGACGGUGGUUCAAGUGCUGAGCUUCAAGUGGUAUCGUGAAGAUGGAGCCCAGCAAAAGUGCUGCCUUCGCUUCGUACACAUCCUGCACCUCGGUAUCUUCAAAAGGCUGUGGGACUGCAUGUGGUGUCUGUGGCAUUCUCCCGAGUCAGGAGAUGGGCUUAGUGCCAUUGUAAUGCAGCAGGCUGAUGUUUCCGCCCUCCGUCUGUUAGAGGCACUGUUGCUAACCCUUCCACAGACUGUUCUGCAAACCUACAUCCUCCUCACCACUGAUGAAGGAAUUCUUUCCCCAGUGUUCGUGUGCUGUGCACUCUGCCUGCUUUCCACUUCCUGGGCGCUUGUGCUAUAUAGCCGAGCCUGCUCCCUGGUCCGGCCUGGGCACCUGCCCAUGCCCCCUGCCGCCCUGCUCUGCCAGCUGCUGUGGAGGGCAAGCAUGCUGGGUGCUCGGAUAGCCAGCCUCAUGUUCUUCAUGAGGGUCUUCUGCGGAUGGAUCUGUGGCAUUAUAGGUUUCCAUUGGCUGAUUGCAUCCCUGUGGCUCGUCACUCAGCAAACUGACAUCUGCAGCAGCCCUUGGCGAUGGCACCUCUUCAACUGCGUGCUGGGAGCCGUGCACGUCUUCUUCUUUCUCAACGUCAAAGACGGGCCCUCCAGAUUCCGCAUUUCCAGCUUCUAUCUGGUAAUGCUGCUGGAGAAUGCUGCACUCCUGUUAUUGGCCUCUGAUUUUCUCAGCGAGGCCACGUGGGAUAGCAUGGGUGUGCCCGCUGCAGUGUUUUGCAGCUUCCUCUUGGGUAUAACAUCACUGGUCUUGUAUUACCGCUUCCUCCACCCUAAGUCUACAGAGAUCUCGCACCACCUAUGGAAUGGACACUUGGGGAUAACUUGUUUGAGAGGAGAGUCUUCCUUCUCUCUGGGAGACAAGAUGGCGGCCGUGCCUUCCGUCCCAUCACAAGGCAACAUUCCUCUCACUGCUGUUGCCCGAAACAUGGUGGAACAUUCCGGAACCUGUGGCGCGGAAUCUGCCAUGCAGGAUGGGCACCAUCACUGGCUGCUUCUUCGCCUGGCCCUGAAGACAGGAAACCUGGCUAAAAUAAACGUAGCUUACGGGUACGGGGAGGUGGCCGCCAUGAUGGAGACUAUGGAGAUGCCAGAAAUGAAAGAUGUGGAGUCUCAGCCGCCAGAGUCGGAGUCAAAAGAUGGCAUCAUGCCCCUCUCGGAAGGGAAGGAGAACUUCCAGAGUGUCAGCGAACCUUCGUUCACAAGCGAUCUGACAGGUGAUGAGGAAGAGGAAGACGAAGAUCUAGAGACGGAGAGUUCAUUGCCGUCUCCUGUGUUUGAUUAUAGGAGAGCAUCUCCAGAGGGAAAAUCAGUGUUGGAGGAGAGCCUGGAGCCCAGGUAUUGCCCCACAGAAUCUACCACCACCCUGUACUUCAGCGCCGAUCCCCAGUCCCCUGGAAGUGCCAGUUAUUUAGGUUUGGAGAGGGACUUGGCAGUAGAGAACCUGGGAGAAACAAACGCCCUGUCAGGUGAUGCAGGUCUGCAAGCAGAGGCCAGAGAAUCGCCCAACAGGGUGAACCCCAGGUGCAGAUCUCCCCCAAAAAUAGAAUCCAGGACCCCAGAGCCUACGAGUCCUCGUUUCCUUGUCCCCAGGCGGCAAGUGGUUUUGUCUUGGAAAGACAAACCUGAGAGAUUUUAAAAAAUGUUUUUAAAAAAAGUCAGUUAAGUGUAAUGGAAGCGUGAAGGGCUGUGCACAAGCUAAAAAACCUGCGCAUGUUUGCGACCAGUAUUUUUAGAUGGACACCAGGCAAAUUUGGUAAUAUCUGCAAGGCAUUUUGUGCUCAUGACUCUGAGGUCUUUUAUAUUACCAUAUUAUUUAAAACUUAGUAAUAAUUCUUAGUCUUUUAAAUGUACUUUUUAAACUUAAACAACAAUACGUUCUUUUUUUUCCAACUCUUAAUCACUUGAGACAAAUUUUAAGCCGAUAAAAUUUGUUUGCCCUGGCAUAGAGCCAGUGGAGCACAGGUCACAAUGUAGGGGAAACUGUGGAUGGGAUGCCCACAUUCACUUAAUCACAUACUACAAACUAUUUGAGGCUGUCAGAAAGCUUCACACACAGAGAUGGGAUUCAAACAAAGCAACCUGGAGGUGUGAGUCUACAGUGUUAUUUCAAGGCUGUGCACAGUCGGUGCUGUACGUCAUUGUAAAUGUAAUGUGAUAAUAAAAAUAUGAUAGUAAGAACAUUCACAUGAAAAACAUCAUUUUAAAAUAUGUGUGUAACGUUAUUUAAAACAUUUGUUAGUUUGAACCAAGUAAAACAUAUUGAAUCAUACUGCUCUAUUUCUUUGAUUGUCAUGGGUUAUACUUUAAUUUAAUUACAUUUUUAUGUAACAGAUGCUUCUGUCCAAAGGCACGUGAAGCAAUUAACACAUUGCAAAUAUACGGCUGUCAAGAAGUCAGUUAGGUACAAGUGCAGCUUUCAAUGAAAGCCCGGUUACAAACGUGAGCGGCACUGGAACAAAAGCUACGCACCAUUUUCCAAUAAAGCAAGAACCUAAUAAGCGGAAAAUUCAAAAUUAAAAAUGUUCAAGGAACACGGAGCGGUAUCACGUUAGUGGAGGUAUUCCUAGAAUAGUUGGGUCUUGAGACAUUUCUUGAAGGUGGAGAGGGAGUCUGAUGACCGUACACGAUUUGAUAGCUCACCCACCAUCGAAGAACCACGCCUGAGACUUUCGGCGUGGUGGCGGCAUCGCCAGUUGGCAUUGGUUUGCUGAACG
Brienomyrus brachyistius is the source of this 3169-nucleotide messenger RNA. It is a transcript of the gene xkr5b, whose product is annotated as XK related 5b. The transcript is spliced from 7 exons. Bases 199 to 2091 code for a protein of 630 amino acids. Gene Ontology annotation, cellular component: plasma membrane. Lineage: Eukaryota; Metazoa; Chordata; Actinopteri; Osteoglossiformes; Mormyridae. Gene Ontology annotation, biological process: phosphatidylserine exposure on apoptotic cell surface; apoptotic process involved in development; engulfment of apoptotic cell. The record is from RefSeq and is a predicted model, not a curated record.